CUCUCCCUAAAAAAUUGACACAAAACUGUAUUUUGGGUUGGUUAUUAUUCCAUUUUAAGGAAGUUUUCUCUGUGAAACAUGGCUUCAUUGCACUUGCCUCUGGAUUUCUUUCUUUGCUAAGAACAUGCUGAUGCAUUUGAAGUUGAUUUUUCUGUCUUUGGUAUGAAACUGGAGUCGAUAUGUUUUGAAAUACUUUAUGUGUAAUAACUCAGGGAGAUAGUUUGGCCAAAUUUCUUACAAUUGUUAAUUGCUUCGUGGUCAAAUGUAAAUGCGAUGGUUCAUGCUAUGGCUGAAACAAAAUCGGGACCAUUGUCACCAAAGAAGCCGGUCAAAGAGAAAAUCGUGGCAAUCUACGAUGAUUUUUUUAAGGGAGAUGAUCCAUCUUGUGAAAGUCCAAAUUUCUGGCAUGAGUUUUUUCUCUUGAGGGUCAAUGCUGUUUACCUGGAACAGUGCAUUGACAAGCUCAGUGAAGAGAAACUUAUGGACGUAAAGGAGAACAUAAACCUUUUAUUUGCUCAGUGCUGUAUUGCAUUGCGAGGAGAUCACCAAAUAAAACUUGUUAAUGCACUGCAGACGCUGUGUGCAUUAGUCCGGGCUGUUUACCGAAAGAGAUUAGGGGACCAUGGGUUUGACGUCAUUAACAUUUUGAUUGGUUUUGAUGCUGCUGAAGCACAAAUGCAGGGAUUGUUAGAGAGUUUGCACACAUUUCUAGUAGGGGACUAUCCAGUGAGCUUAAAGAACCUAUCACUAAAGCUGGCCCUGAUACUUGUAACAGCAACAGACAAUGUCAGUCAGAAUACAAUAGUGGAGUACAUUAUGAUCAACAGCAUUUUUGAAGCAGUUAUCCAGGUCCUUGCUGAUCCAGUUGCCAGACAGCAACAUGGCUACGAGGCAAUGCUGCUCUUGACAGUGCUUGUUAAUUACAGGAAGUAUGAAGCUUCAAAUCCUUACAUUGGAAAACUGUCAAUCUUGGAUGAUGAGCUGGCUCUAAAUGGUUUUGGCUGUGUCAUAUCAGCUGCACUCACCGAUUACAACAGGAAGCAUGCAGCUAUGUUAGAACAGGCAUCUGGAGGAUUGAUCAGUUCCAUAACAAGCUUUGUUGGAAGCAUGUUUGUUGCUGAGACAGAGAGAUCUCAAUGUUUCAGUACCAAUGAAGCUGUUCUCCUGGCAUUAUAUGAAGCAGUCCAUCUUAACAGAAAUUUCUUCACUGUCCUUAGUCAUGUCACGACUGCUCCAGGGUCCAGUCCCCCUCCGUCACCUACCGCUGCCCCUCCUGUUGUUGAAAGGACUGCAACUGCUGCCGUUGUUGAAGAUUUUCCUCCAGAUUUGAGCCAACCCACCAAUUUACUUGUCACUCUUUUGACCUACUCUUCCAUUGCUGUACAGAAUACAAAAGACGACAAGGGUAUAAGCAAUGCCAAGCUGUGUCUGAUCAUUUUAACGUGCAUUGUUGAGGAUCAAUAUGCCAAUGUUUUCCUUCAUGAUGCAAACAUGACGUUCUCAGUUCCUUUACACAGAGUGCAAAUGUAUCACAGAGGCGCCGUUAUUGAAAAGAAUGCUCCCUCACGACCUCUUGCUUGCGCGUUACUUGAUCUUAUGGUGGAGUUUAUUGUAACUCACAUGAUGAAAACCUUACAAACCGACUUAUACAGUAAAACAUUUGGAAUUCUCCACCGUAUGCUUUGUUACCAGAAGAGGUGUCGGGUCAGGCUUUCUUAUUCCUGGAAGAACUUCUGGACGGCUCUAAUGAACUUCCUUAAAUUCCUUCUCUCCAAUGAAACUGUGCUCACAAAGACCUCUGAUAUCUUCUCCCUGGCCUCACAGGUGGUUAACAUCUUCAAUUUGUUUAUCACGUAUGGAGAUACAUUUCUACCUUCUCCCACAUCUUAUGAUGAGCUUUACUACGAAAUCAUACGCGUUCAUCAGAUUUUUGACAACCUCUAUUCAAUGGCAUUAAGACAUUCAACGAAUGGUGGCGACUGGAAAGAUCCUGCAUCCCGUCUUGCCAGCUCUUUAGUGAAUGUCAGAGCAAUCAUAAACCAUUUUACGCCGAAAAUCGAUUCAUGGGCAGCCGUCAAUCAUCUGACGUCACUCUCUUCGGAACAGGUGCUAAGCGUGAUUCGCAGUAAUUAUGACACGUUAACCCUAAAACUGCAAGAAAACUUAGAUCAUUAUGAGAAAUACUCAGAGAAGCCGAAGGAGGCGUCCUACUUUACUCAACUGGUCCGUUCGAUAGUGAUCGAUGUUCGGAGAACGAUUUCUGUUAGCAAUCUAGAGCAGUUUAGUUUGCUUCAAGAAUUUGCUUCAAUCCACUGAGAAGGCUCAAGGCAACGCAACCAUCUGUUCACAGUGAGCAGAGGAUUCGAGAAAUAAAACACGAUAACUAUUUCAAGAACAAUUGUGCACAAUUGAAUGGUGUUUAGUGUAAUAAUAAGUGGUGGUUAUGAGGUGGCUUGUAAAUGGCAACGAAAAAACAAGUCACAUUAGAAGGACAAAAUGAAAUUCCAAAACAAGGAACAGUUAUUUAGCCCUGUGCUUCUCAAGGAAGAUACUAACGUGUCGAGGUUAUUAUUUUAGUCUUUGUCGUUUUCCUCGACUAGAGGACAGUUUGUUGGAACAAAUAUUGUUUAGGGGUUUUAAUAACGUUUUUAACAGGAGGGCAACUGGUUUUCACAGGCGGGGAAAACUAUUUUAUCUGAACUUCGUGAUAAGAAAAAAACUUUCCGCUCGAUAGUCAAACCAGAUGAGUAAAGUCAUCCCCGCAGCUGGUCAAUAUGCCCGGUGCCCAGCCCUUGGAGCGGCUGAUUAGUUUCGAACACGUGUCAUUUAAGGGGGAAAAAGAUAAGCGCCACCGCGUUGCCUAGCUACCUAGCUAUAUUCUGAAGGAGUGUUCAAAUUAUCUCGUGACAAAUUAUUGUAGGGUAAAACAAUAGUGCAUAUGAAGACAAAAUAAAGGGAAUUGAAUGUCUUGUA
Orbicella faveolata is the source of this 2973-nucleotide messenger RNA. Its product is annotated as armadillo-like helical domain-containing protein 3. Gene Ontology annotation, cellular component: cytosol. The record is from RefSeq and is a predicted model, not a curated record. NCBI's taxonomy places the organism in Eukaryota, Metazoa, Cnidaria, Anthozoa, Scleractinia, Merulinidae.